GCAUUUUCAAACGAAAUGUACAAUAUAAUCGUGAACCCCUUGUGCGAGCAUUGCUCAUGAUCCAAGCUUCGGGCGUAGACCGGUUGGUUCAGCUAUCGUUAAUUUUUCAACUCUGGCGGAAAUUAUGACGUCAUAAAUGAAGAGUAGAUGACAUGAGUAAUACCUCAAAGUGAUAUGGAAUUUAGUGUUCAAUGUGAUUGCUUUUGUAAAAACGAAGAAUAAGUUUUGUGUAAAUUUUAUUAGUGAUUUCAUAGAUUUUAAACUGUAGUCUUUUCAUGAAGAGAAGUAAUUCUGCAUAAAUUUGGUCAAAUGUAUUCUUAAUAAAAAAAAAUGUAAUAAAAAUAACAAAAUCGUAGGACAAAAUUCAAUACAAGAGUAAUAUAGUGUCUAUGUAAAAGUUUGUAUGUACUUGUUAUAUAUACACUAGUGUACAUAUAUAUUACACACACACGCGCAAAUAUAUUUCUGCGUAUGUUUAAAUUAUCUGUAAUGUAUUAAAAAGGCACAGGAUUGAUUUGCUUGAAACAAACAAAAAUGUCAGAUCACUUUGGUCCAAUAACAUUAAAAUGGGAUCCCAAAAAUUUAGAAAUUCGUACCGUGUCUGUAGAGAAAACAUUGGAGCCCUUAGUUUUACAAGUAACUACGCUAGUAAAUACAAAGGGUCCAAGCAAAAAAAAGAAAGGAAAGUCAAAAAGGGCUAGUGCUCUGGUUGGGACUGUAGAAAAAGCAACUAAUAACUUUAUCGAAAAAGGCGAACAAAUUGCUUAUGAAAAUCCUGAUAUUACUGCUGAAAUGUUAAGUGCUGUUGAAGAAGUAAGAAAAGCAGGUGCUGCAAUGAGUAUUGCUGCCAGAGAAUUUUCAGAAGAUCCUUGCUCCUCUUUAAAAAGGGGCAACAUGGUCAGAGCUGCAAGAAACUUAUUAUCAGCUGUUACACGUUUACUUAUUUUAGCAGAUAUGGUUGAUGUACAUUUAUUGCUAAAAUCAUUACAUGUAGUAGAAGACGAUUUGAAGAAACUAAAAAAUGCAUCCUCACAAGGAGAAUUAUUAGAAAAUAUAAAACAGUUUGGAAGAAAUGCGUCAGAGCUUAUGAAUCAAGCUGCAAAACGUCAACAAGAAUUAAAAGAUCCACAGUUAAGAGAUGACCUAGCAGCAGCAAGAGCUGUUCUAAAGAAACACUCUACUAUGCUUCUUACUGCUUCUAAAGUUUAUGUUAGACAUCCUGAACUGGCUGCAGCUAAAGCGAAUCGUGAUUAUGUUUUGAAACAAGUUUGCGAGGCUGUAAAUACUAUCAAUGAUGUAGCACAAGGAAAGACUCCAGUUGAUAGUCAACAUCCUUAUGAAGGACCUGGAGAAUUAGCUGCAGCAUUAGAUGAUUUUGAUGAAAGAAUGGUAAUGUCUCCGCUUGCAUAUAACGAAGUUCGUACAAGACCUAGCCUCGAGGAAAGAUUAGAAAGCAUUAUUAGUGGUGCAGCGCUAAUGGCAGAUUCUUCGUGUACUCGAGAUGAUCGUAGGGAACGAAUUGUUGCAGAAUGUAACGCAGUUCGGCAAGCGCUACAAGAUUUGCUGAGCGAAUAUAUGAAUAAUAUGGGCGUCAAAGAACAGUCAGAAGGUUUGGAAAGAGCAAUUGAUCACAUGUGCAGAAAGACACGCGAUCUUCGUAGACAAUUGCGGAAAGCAGUUGUAGAUCACGUAUCUGAUAGCUUUUUGGAAACAAGCGUACCUUUAUUAGUCCUUAUUGAAGCUGCAAGAAAUGGACGUGACAAAGAAGUAGAAGAAUAUGCUCUUGUUUUCACAGAACAUGCUAAUAAGCUAGUUGAGGUUGCCAAUCUAGUCUGUAGUAUGUCGGGAAAUGAAGAUGGAGUAAAAAUGGUUCGUUACGCAGCAGCUCAAAUUGGCAAUUUAUGUCCACAAGUAAUUAAUGCAGCGCGUGUGCUGGCAGCCCGUAAUCGAUCUAAAGUAGCUCUAGAUAAUAUGGAAGUAUUUCGGCAAGCAUGGGAGAAUCAAGUGAGAGUAUUAACGGAAGCUGUUGAUGAUAUUACUACGAUCGACGAUUUCUUAGCUGUGUCUGAGAAUCACAUUUUAGAAGACGUAAAUAAAUGUGUAUUAGCAUUACAAGAAGGUGAUGCUGAUACUCUAGAUAGAACAGCGGGUGCGAUUCGUGGACGAUCAGCCAGAGUGUGUAAUGUUGUUCAAGCAGAAAUGGAUAAUUAUGAGCCGUGUAUCUACACGAAACGAGUUUUAGAAGCAGUAAAAGUUCUAAGGGAACAAGUGAUGCCGAAAUUUGCGCAGAGAGUAGAAGUCGCGGUAGAUGCUUUAGGCAGUAGUCCUGCUAAAGACGUGGAUGAGAAUGAUUUCAUAGAUGCUUCGAGAUUAGUUUACGAUGGAGUUCGUGAAAUUAGACGUGCUGUAUUAAUGAACAGAGCGGAUGAAGAUUUAGAUCCAGAAGAUGUUGAACUGGACGAACAUUAUACGUUAGAAACUCGUAGCAAAUCAAGUGCUCAAACUGGUGAACAUGGUGUUGACGAAUAUCCAGAAAUUAGUGGUAUCACAACAGCUCGUGAGGCUAUGCGUAAAAUGCCAGAAAAAGAUAAACAAAAAAUUUUACAACAAGUAGAAUACUUUAAGAGUGAGAAAUUGAAGUUUGAUAAAGAAGUUGCCAAAUGGGAUGAUGCAGGAAACGACAUUAUUGUUCUUGCAAAACACAUGUGUAUGAUAAUGAUGGAAAUGACUGAUUUUACCAGAGGUCGUGGACCUUUGAAGACAACGAUGGAUGUUAUUAACGCAGCGAAAAAAAUUUCCGAAGCUGGAACCAAGUUAGAUAAAUUAACUAGACAAAUAGCUGAUCAGUGCCCAGAAAGUUCUACAAAAAAGGAUCUUUUAGCGUAUUUACAACGUAUAGCACUGUAUUGUCAUCAAAUGAAUAUUACAAGUAAAGUCAAAGCAGACGUACAAAACAUUAGCGGAGAGUUAAUUGUUUCUGGACUGGACAGUGCAACUUCCCUUAUUCAGGCAGCUAAGAAUUUAAUGAACGCCGUUGUUCUUACUGUUAAAGCUUCGUAUGUUGCAUCAACAAAAUAUCCUCGACAAUCGACAGUAACUUCUCCUAUUGUGGUAUGGAAAAUGAAAGCACCGGAAAAGAAGCCAUUAGUACGCCCUGAAAGACCUGAAGAAGUUAGAGCAAAAGUACGUAAGGGUUCGCAGAAAAAAGUGCAAAAUCCAAUACAUGCACUUUCCGAAUUUCAGAGUCCUACAGAAAGUGUUUAAAAUUUUAGCUGUAGUAAUUUAAUGAAGAUGAAACUUAGUAUAUGGCAUCACCUUUGAAACCGUUGUAUUAGCAAGAUGUUUCAUUUUCUAUUGUGUGAAAAAUUCAAAUUUGUAAGCCAUUAAUUUAUUGUAUAUCAUGAAGUAUAAAAAGUUAUGGUCACCCUUUCUGCAAAACUACAUUUUAGACUAUCAGAUAAACGGAAUUAAAUGUUUUGUAAUAAAAACUGAUGUAUAUCAUAAAUAUCAUCAAUGGUUAUCAAUAUAGCAAAGAGAAAGAAAAUUUUAAAUAGCGAAGGAAAAAAAUGAAUUUCAUACUUGUAAUUGUGAUAAGAGAAAAAAAUAUUUCUAAUGAAACUAUUUAAGAACAAACUAUGUCGAAUAAAAAAGGGAUUAACGUUUUAUUGAAUUAUAAAUGUCUGAACGUUGUAACAUACAGUAUAUGAACAUCUUAAUUUUCAGAUAUCGUUUAAUUAUACAUAUAUUAAGAAUUGACUUUCUUUUCUAAACUGCAUAUAAACAUUUGGUUUCAAUUAUAUGUAAUUUGAUAAAAACUUAAUUUUUUUCUUUUUAGAAUAUAAGGGUAAUCAUAC
Molecule: messenger RNA, 3854 nt
Organism: Megachile rotundata (alfalfa leafcutting bee)
Lineage: Eukaryota; Metazoa; Arthropoda; Insecta; Hymenoptera; Megachilidae
Gene: alpha-Cat
Product: catenin alpha
Biological process (GO): cell-cell adhesion; cell migration
Cellular component (GO): adherens junction; actin cytoskeleton; catenin complex
Molecular function (GO): structural molecule activity; beta-catenin binding; cadherin binding
Source: RefSeq, a predicted model, not a curated record